Messenger RNA from Cheilinus undulatus (humphead wrasse), 2269 nucleotides. It is a transcript of the gene efna2a, whose product is annotated as ephrin-A2a. Lineage: Eukaryota; Metazoa; Chordata; Actinopteri; Labriformes; Labridae. The record is from RefSeq and is a predicted model, not a curated record. The transcript is spliced from 4 exons. Gene Ontology annotation, molecular function: ephrin receptor binding. Gene Ontology annotation, biological process: ephrin receptor signaling pathway; osteoclast differentiation; axon guidance. The coding region runs from base 925 to 1554 and encodes 209 amino acids. Gene Ontology annotation, cellular component: plasma membrane.
GCCGCCAUAGGUGGAGGUUGCAGCGGAACUUGUUCGGAUGAAAGCCGCGCUGAUGAGCGGCUCCCCCGGCUGCGCUGACACCAGCGUGACGCACAGAGCGCGAGGGCGCACCGCGGCUGGAGUCACAUUGGAUUAGAGCCAGAGACAGCGGAGGGAGCACCAAGUUGAGAUGCUGUGAGAGCUCGUGGUACAGUGUGUGUGAGGAGGAGGAGGAUGCUCCCGUCUCGCGCUUGUUAUUGUCUCAUAACUUUGGGCUGAAAUCACCAGAAAGGAGCGCGCUCUUGUCUCUGGAUGUAUUUCUUUGAAGUGCAAUAAGUAGAAAAUUUAAAGAGUGGCAGUUUUUAGGCUGUGGGGAGGUUUUUGCAGCGCGAGAGGAGAGGAACAAAGCGUGCGCCAGGCUGAACACCAAUCUGGGUAAACAAAUAUGACGGACGAGUUUGACGUUUUCUCACGGCUGCUGAUGCGCAACGAAAUAACGGACAGAUUUACAAACCUCGGCUGAUCCUGGAUUGCGAUUCUAGCCUGUUUAACAUCUCUUUGGAGAGGAGGGGAAAUUAUCCCAGUGGCGCAUCGAUCCCCCUGCGCGUAAUGGGAGAAAAGUUUCGGACCUUGUAGAGGAGUCUUACUCACCGACGACUCGCUUCUAACUAACAUGUGAAUCCCUCCGCGGCUGACAGGAGUUUGAAAGUAAAUUUGAGUAAUUCAGUAUGACUUGAAACAGCCUCGGGGUUAUCAGAACUCGCAUUAAGCCAGCUAACGAUCCAUGAACCGCCGACCCGAUUUGUCCAAAGACGCGCAGACGGACAUUAAUGAUCUAGAGAGGAUUUCUACAUCAGCUGCAGCAGCAGGAGCGAAGUGAAGCACUCAACACACUCAGACAGAGAAGGAGAGAGAGAGACCCCCCCCCUCCUCCCCUUUUCCUGGAUGUCUAUGAUGUUGUGCCAGCUCGGGCAGAGGUGUGUGAUGGAGGUGGUGUUGCUGACCAUCCUGUCCUGGGUGUCCGUGUGGGCAGAGGAGAAGAUCAUAUUUGACAGACAUGCUGUCUACUGGAACAGCUCCAAUCCCAAGUUCUGGCACGGAGAGUACAGGGUGGCAGUGAACAUUAAUGACUAUCUGGACAUCUACUGUCCUUACUACGAGGGUCCCCCGUCCCACGGGCGCAUGGAGCGCUACAUCCUGUUCAUGGUCAACCACGAGGGCUACACCUCCUGCCAGCACAGGAUGCGUGGCUUCAAACGCUGGGAAUGCAACCGUCCCAGCGGUCCUGACGGGCCCCUGCGCUUCUCAGAGAAGUUCCAGCUCUUCACCCCUUUCUCCCUGGGCUUCGAGUUCAGGCCUGGACACGAGUACUACUACAUCUCGUCUCCUCACCCAAACCAUGUGGGGCGAGCAUGUCUAAAGCUGAAGGUGUAUGUCAGACCUCCAGAUGGCUCGGGAUACGAUUCUCCGGAGCCCUUCCUGACUGACGGAGGUCCAAGCUGGAGGCCAGGAGGGUCCGUGGCCCUGUUAGCCGCUCUGGCCUCUCUUCUACUGGGCCUCUUCUCCUGGGUGUGACCCCCCUCCUCCCUUUCCUCUCCUCUUUUUUCCUGGAGCUCCCACCCUCAAGGUCGCUGGGCUGGGCUGGCUAUCCCUCUUUAAAAAUCCACCACCCCUCAGGGAAGCCCUCCGUCUCCGUCCUCCCCUUCUUUUCCCACCUUCCACCUACUUAUACGACCACCAACCACCCCCACUGCCAGCCCCUUCCAUGGCCCAGCCACGGACACCCUUCCCAGGCCUGGCUGAGGGGAGUGUUUAUGAAGCUGCCCUCCAUUUUUGAGCGGGUGGAAAAGCACCUCUCAGCUGAGAAACACAAGGGAAAUGUCUCUGCACUCAUAUCAGGGGGUCCUUUUUUUGAUUUGACUAUUGACUCCUGGCCUGCUGAUGGGGUAGAUGUAGCCACAGCUAUGAUUAAACUUGUCGUUCCAGGGCAAAUUCCUAUCAUGCAAUCAAGGCAGGAUGCAUUAAGCGACAGGCCUGGAUGCACAAAAAUUGGAUUUUUUCUCCUAUUGCUGUCCCAUUGUCAAACAAAGAAUUGGAGGUGUCCAAGCUUGCAUUGUAAUUGAAAUUCCAUAUUAUCUGGACCUUUUCCAAGUCUGCGAGGAGCAAAUGUACAGAGACGAAGAGGAGGAGAGUGACCCGAGCCAUGCAGAAGAGAAAGGGAAACCACAGAUUUGAACGCCCGUGUGGGAAAUGUAAUAUUAUACGUGUUGAUAUUUUAGGAGCAGUGUAG